Molecule: messenger RNA, 570 nt
Organism: Paraglomus brasilianum
Lineage: Eukaryota; Fungi; Glomeromycota; Glomeromycetes; Paraglomerales; Paraglomeraceae
Source: the annotation of a GenBank genome assembly
AUGGAUCGCCUGUCACUGCAUUGUGAGCGUGCAGACUGUGGUGCAAUUCAAGCAUUCCCUGGAGAUGUGACAUAUUUUGAACUCAUGGGAAUUGGAGAGGAUGAUGGAACACGUAAUCAACCUACAUAUGACAUUGAUAUGGGCGAAUUACGCCGUAAUUUCUUGACACUUCAACAGCGCGUACAUCCAGACGGUUAUUCUCAGAAAGACCAGAAAGAGUACGCAUACGCACAGCAGCAGUCAUCGAUGAUAAACAAGGCCUACCAAACAUUACGAGAUCCUAUCGAAAGGUCAUUAUACAUGCUAGAAUUGAAUAAUGUUACGAUUGAUGAAGCUGAAUCGGUAGACGAUCCUGAGCUACUUAUGGAAGUUUUAGAAGCACGAGAACAGUUGGAGGGCGCCAGUAAUGAAGACGAGGCAAAAGUCGUGCAAGAUGGGAGCGAAGCACGAAUGAAUUCUUUGGUCGAGGACAUUUCUAAAGCGUUCAAAAACAAAGAUUAUCCUCUCGCCAAAAAACUCACUAUUCAAUUACGGUAUUGGAAUAACAUAAGGAACGCGGCUAGAUAUUGA